This is a messenger RNA of Rotaria socialis, 1797 nucleotides long. The record is from the annotation of a GenBank genome assembly. Lineage: Eukaryota; Metazoa; Rotifera; Eurotatoria; Philodinida; Philodinidae.
AUGUUAGAAAUAAAACCUGAAUUAAAAAAUCGUAUUAUGACUCAUGAUCGAGCAAUUGUUGCAGCACGAUAUCUCCUUAAACAAAAACAAGUCAUGGUCGUUUGUCAAGGUGGUGAUGUUAGUUUUUGGUCAUUGGAAGGACAAAAAACGAAACGAUUUAGUGAACAAAAUGCAACAGACAUUUUCGAUACAACUUGUUUAGGUUUUGAUGAAUUCGGUGAAAAAUUCUAUACAGGUGGAAGUGAUGGAAAAAUUCGAAUUUGGAAUUAUAACGGACGAAUUUUACAAAUGUUAGACGCAGGUAGAGGUACGGCAGUAGAAAUAACACAAAUUGAUGCAUUGAAACGACGUAUCGUUGCUGUUGGAUGGAGCAAAUAUUUGACUGUUUUUCGUGAUUUACAACAAGUUGAAGGACGUCCCAAUCUUCCAACAGAAUGGAAUGGAGAAAAAGAAAAAACAGAAGGACAUGAUGAUGACAUAGUAUGCAUGGCGGUAACAGCAUAUUUUCCUCAGUUACUUGCAUCGGGUAGUACCGAUGGUGAAAUCUGUAUAUGGAAUACAUCGUCGGAAUUGUUUGUUCGUCGUCUUGAUCAACGAAAACGUAAUCCGAAUUUUUCCCAAUCAAAAUUACAAGACAAUGCUGCUGAUUUUGCUAUUUCAAUGUUAAAAUUCUUUGAUAAACGUAUGGCAUCGAGCGUAAAUACUCAUGCAACAGGCGCUAAUUUAGUGUCAUGUGGUGGGAUAGGCUUUGUUCGCUUUUGGAAUGUGCAUACAGGAAAACUUAUAGCUGAAUGUCAAGCACAUACCGAUGUUUCAAGUAUUAUUAUGGAAAUUGAUGUUCAUAAUAAAUAUUUAGCAACUGGUGAUGUUAAUGGUGUUGUUAAAUUAUGGGAUAUAGAACAAUAUUGUCUUCAAUCUGAAUCGGGAACUAUUGAAAAACGUUUACCACCUUUACUUACGGAAUUCGCUUCACAUUCCGAUUCGAUAACAUGCAUUGAUUUCUUAGAAAAAGAUGAACGAAUGUUCAUAUUAACAUCAUCAUCUGAUUGUAGUGUUGUAUUAUCGGAUAUACAUGGAAAUGCGUAUGGUACAUUUGGACAACCCAAUCAAUGGCAUUUAGAUAUGGAUUUAUCAAAACUAAGUGAUAGCAAUUCACAAGCACAUCUUAGUAAAAGUGAUGAUUAUUCUCAACAAAAUGAUGAAGAUUCUCACACAAUAAUAAGUCAAGAUCUUGAUACUAUGUCAUCGAUAACAGACGAAGAAAUGUUAACAAGACGAUCGAAUGUUUGGGAAUCAACUUCGAUUGGUGUUACAUUUCAAGAAAAACGAACCAAUCGAAGACAACGAAAUCAACCAAGUUUAAUUACUAAAAAAGAUUUUCUAUUAUGGGAAAAAACAGGUUUAGCACCUGGUGGAGCAUAUGGCGCUCUUGACACAUAUGAACCACCACCAAUACCUGAUCAGAAAAAAAGUAAUUAUCAUGAUACAACUUAUAUAUGGCAAGCAAAUAAUGCAGGCGAAGGAAAUCGACGACGUCCAUUACCAACCAUGAUUGGUGAAAAUUUAAAAUCUGCAUUUGAUGAACGUUCAAUAUUUCCAAAGUAUAUUUUGGACUAUGAAGCAAAACAAAAGCAAUUAUUUGAAUCAGGUGUUCAACAACCAACAAUAAAUAUGGUACCAACAGGUGGAAAUAAUGCAAAUUCUCAACAACUUGCACGAUCAACAGGUGAUGCUGUCGUGAAAUUCAAACGGCAAAGUUCAUCAUCAACUCUUCUCAGUGAUACAAAAGCCCAGUGA